AAUCUAUCUAUAAUGGUUAAGUAACUCCUCCUUCUUCUUCAUCAGAUCCCAAUUUACAACAAUUCAACUUCACACACACACCCUAAUCUCCGAUCGCCCGAUUCCAUUAUGGCUUGCAUCAAGGGGGUGGGCAGAUCCGCCUCCGUUGCCCUGGCUCCCGACGCUCCUUACAUGGCCGCCGGAACCAUGGCCGGAGCCGUCGAUCUCUCCUUUAGCUCUUCCGCCAAUCUCGAGAUCUUUAAGCUCGACUUUCAGUCUGACGAUCGCGAUUUGCCUCUCGUUGGGGAAAGCCCCAGCUCCGAGCGCUUCCAUAGACUCGCCUGGGGAAGAAACGGAUCUGGAUCCGAGGAAUUCUCCCUUGGUCUUAUUGCCGGCGGCCUUGUCGACGGAAAUAUAGAUCUAUGGAAUCCUCUUUCUUUGAUCGGUUCCCAGCCCAGUGAAAAUGCACUCGUUGGCCAUCUUUCAGUUCACAAAGGCCCUGUUCGUGGUCUUGAGUUUAAUGCUAUCAACCCAAAUCUACUUGCUUCUGGGGCUGAUGAUGGUGAAAUUUGCAUUUGGGACUUAUUAAAGCCUUCAGAGCCUUCUCAUUUUCCACUUCUCAAGGGUAGUGGUUCUGCUACGCAAGGUGAAAUCUCCUUUAUAUCGUGGAAUCGAAAAGUUCAACAGAUAUUAGCUUCUACCUCAUACAAUGGGACUACUGUAAUAUGGGACUUGAGGAAGCAGAAGCCUAUAAUUAACUUUGCAGAUUCAGUUCGACGCCGGUGCUCUGUUUUACAGUGGAACCCUAACAUUACUACUCAGAUAAUGGUUGCAUCAGAUGACGACAGUUCACCUACUUUGAAGCUCUGGGACAUGAGGAAUAUAUUGUCACCUGUGCGCGAGUUUACUGGACACCAAAGAGGGGUGAUUGCAAUGGAGUGGUGUCCAAGUGACAGCUCAUAUCUUCUUACCUGUGCUAAGGACAACCGAACGAUUUGCUGGGACACAAAUACAGCAGAGAUUGUGGCUGAGUUACCUGCUGGCAACAAUUGGAAUUUUGAUGUUCAUUGGUACCCAAAGAUACCUGGAGUUAUAUCAGCAUCAUCAUUUGAUGGGAAAAUUGGCAUCUACAACAUCGAGGGUUGCAGUCGAUAUGGUGCUGAAGAGAAUAAUUUUGGUACUGCUCCUUUAAGAGCACCAAAAUGGUAUAAGCGCCCGGUUGGUGCAUCUUUUGGAUUUGGGGGAAAGCUUGUAUCAUGUCACGCAAAGGCCCCUGCAAAGGGUACUUCGAGCAUUCUAUCCGAGGUUUUUUUGCACAGCCUGGUAACAGAACAGAGUUUGGUGAGUCGAACUUCUGAAUUUGAAGCUGCAAUAGAAAAUGGAGAUAUGACUUCUCUAAGGAGUUUGUGCGAGAAGAAAUCGGAAGAGACUGAAUCCGAAGAGGAGAAAGAGACAUGGGGCUUACUGAAAAUCAUGUUCGAAGAGGAAGGAACUUCAAGGACAAAGUUGAUCAGCCAUCUUGGCUUUACUUUGCCUAUUGCGGAAAAGGAUCAGGCAGUAAAUGGGCUCUCAUCAGAUCUGAGUGGCAUUAGAUUAGAGGAUACUGCGGCGGAUGCAAUGGAACCUGACGACAGUAACGAGGCAGCUGCAUUUGCUAUGGAUAAUGGAGAAGACUUCUUUAACAACUUUCCUGCUAAACCGGAUACACCUGUGUCUACAUCUGCCAAAGAUUUUAUGCCUUCUGACACAGAUUUUUCUACCAAAGGAGAAGAAACUCAAGAAAUGCAAGAAGAAGAGGAAGAAAGUUCUGACCCAGUAUUUGAUAAUGCCAUCCAGCGUGCUUUGAUUGUUGGAGAUUACAAGGAGGCGGUGGAUCAGUGUAUAUCUGCAAAUAAGAUGGCCGAUGCUUUAGUUAUUGCUCAUGUUGGUGGUACAGCGUUGUGGGAGAGUACACGUGAGAAAUAUUUGAAGACGAGCAGUGCGCCUUACAUGAAGGUUGUUUCUGCCAUGGUGAACAAUGAUCUCAGGAGCCUUAUCUAUACAAGGUCACAUAAGUUCUGGAAAGAGACUCUUGCUCUCCUCUGUACUUUUGCACAAGGAGAACAAUGGACCACCCUGUGCGAUGCCCUUGCCUCGAAGUUGAUGGCUGCUGGUAACACUUUGGCUGCAGUUCUCUGCUACAUUUGCGCAGGCAAUGUUGACAGAACAGUAGAAAUUUGGUCAAGGAGCCUUGCAAGUGAGCGGGAUGGAAGAUCUUAUGCUGAGCUUCUUCAAGAUCUUAUGGAGAAGACUCUUGUCCUUGCUUUGGCAACUGGCAACAAAAAGUUCAGCGCAUCUCUGUGUAAACUCUUUGAGAGUUAUGCUGAGAUACUGGCCAGCCAAGGGCUUCUUACAACGGCAAUGAAGUACUUGAAAGUUCUGGAUUCUGGUGGCUUGUCGCCUGAACUUUCAAUAUUACGUGAUCGUAUUUCUCUGUCUGCAGAACCUGAGACUAACACUGCAGCUUCAGGAAACACUCAGCCUCAAAGCACCAUGCCAUAUAAUCAGGAGCCAACUCAGGCGCAACCAAACGUUCUUGCUAACCCAUAUGAUAAUCAGUAUCAGCAACCAUACACUGAUUCUUAUUAUGUCCCCCAAGCUUCACAUCCACCCAUGCAGCAACCAACCAUGUUUAUGCCUCACCAAGCUCAGCCAGCUCCGCAGCCAUCUUUCACUCCAGCUCCUGCAAGCAAUGCUCAGCCAACCAUGAGGACUACAUUUGUUCCUUCAACUCCCCCUGCACUGAGGAAUGCAGACCAAUAUCAGCAGCCAACCAUGAGUUCUCAUUCAUUCACGGGACCAUCUAACAAUGCAUACCCUGUUCGCCCGGGUCCUGGUACAUAUGCACCUUCUGGCCCUUCACAAGCUGGGCAAUAUCCUAACCCUAAGAUGCCCCAAGUUGUGGCUCCAGCUGGACCCAUAGGAUUUACGCCCAUGGCAACUCCAGGAGUUGCUCCAAGAUCUGUGCAACCAGCUAGUCCUCCAACACAGCAGGCAGCUGCGCAGGCAGCCCCUACGCCUGCAACCCCGCCACCAACUGUUCAGACUGCAGAUACUUCCAACGUUCCAGCCCACCAGAAACCUGUGAUAGCAACGUUGACAAGGCUUUUUAAUGAGACAUCGGAAGCACUGGGAGGCGCACGUGCAAAUCCUACUAAGAAGCGUGAGAUAGAAGACAACUCGAGAAAAUUAGGUGCUCUGUUUGUGAAACUCAACAGCGGAGACAUCUCCAAGAAUGCUGCGGACAAACUCGCACAGUUGUGUCAAGCUCUGGACAACAAUGACUACAGCGCAGCCCUUCAAAUACAGGUACUUCUGACGACCAACGAAUGGGACGAAUGCAACUUCUGGCUGGCAACACUAAAGCGGAUGAUGGUCAAGGCGAGGCAAAGUGUGCGAUGAUUAUUUAUUUUCUGGGCUCAUGGGAAAUUUUUAUGAAUCUAAAGGAGGGACGUGUGUAUCAGACUCCUUUUGCUUUCUUAAUUUUGUUCUUUUAAAAACGACGUUGCUGCUCCAAUCUUUUUUUUUUUUUAACAUUUAUGAACCUCAUCUGCUGCAUCCAGUUACUCUUUUGUUUAGAUAAGAUAGAGAUCAUCAGGUUGCUUUAACAUUCUCAUGUUUUUGGAUGUUACCUUACCGGACAAGUUUGUACGUUU
This is a messenger RNA of Arabidopsis arenosa, 3674 nucleotides long. NCBI's taxonomy places the organism in Eukaryota, Viridiplantae, Streptophyta, Magnoliopsida, Brassicales, Brassicaceae. The record is from the annotation of a GenBank genome assembly.